UAAAGGAAACUCUGCUAGGACACUCUUCCUCAUUUCACCAGAGGAAGUGUGUGGCUAUGCGCUGUUAUUUGCAGACCAGUGUUCAGUUCAGAUAAGCUUGCAGUGCAUUGCAGUCCACUUACAAGGCAACACCGCUGGCCACGGGUCUAAACCUGGCCAGUAUCUUAACUCUCAAUCACCUGCUUCAACUUCAUUGUGAGCAGCCAACCAGAAAUGAAGCAUUGCCUUCUGAGAGGAAGAGUGGAUAUGUAAUUGCUUAGGCUGAGAGCAUCUACAGUACAGGGCUGUGAGCUCUGAACGGCCAUCAUGGGGAAUGCAAUGAAAAGACAAGAAAAAGAAAAUACAGAGCCUAACAGCUUUGACACUAUGUUUAGAGACUGUGACAGCCUUGUGGUCCUUUCUGACUAUCCGUGUCGGGACAUCAGCGAGCCCAUCUUUAAAAUUGGGGACAGACUCAAGGGUCUUUCGGAAGAUGGUUGCUGGUGGAAAGUUCGUUCCCUUCAAACAGGAACUGUGAACUACAUUCCAAAUAAUCAUGUGGCUAAAGUAUAUCACGGAUGGCUGUUUGAGGGCGUUGGGAGGCAGAAGGCAGAAGAGCUUUUGUUACUGCCUGGUAAUGGUGUCGGGUCUUUUCUCGUAAGAGAAAAUCCAAAAGAAAGAGGCUUGUAUUCUCUAUCUGUGCGACACAGGAACAUCAAGCACUAUAAAAUAUUUCGCCUGAGUAACAGCUGGUUUUACAUUUCGCCAGGCCUUACCUUUCAGUGUCUGGAGGAUAUGGUCAAUCACUACUCUGACUCUUCAGACGGCAUAUGUUGUGUGCUUAGCGCUCCAUGUCUGGCUUUAUCAGUCCCUGCCCCGAGUUCAACCCAAAACGCACCGCCUGUGGUGAUGCGUAGUAGAAUGGAUUGGAAGAAAGUAAACAGGUCCGAGUUACUGAACCCAAAUGGGUUGGAUGUUGUGGACAACAAAGAUAACAUGAUGAGCUAUGGAGUGAGGAGUAGCAUAGCCGCUUAUAUGUCUUUAGCAUCAAUACCUGAGCCACAAAACUCCAAAGACCGCAAGAAGAAGAGCAAGUCUAUCUACGUGAUACCCGACCACAGUAACAUGGAUAUAGAUGAAAGCUAGCACAUGACCAUAGACUUUGAAUCUACACCAGCACACUGGUAUGAAUGAAUAAUACUUUUGAGCUGUUUGGUCAUCUUAUGAAAACAUGUUCUGUUAACAUUUCACCCUAAAAACUUUCCUGUACAGAACAGAGUUUUGCUGUGCAUUGUGACAUUUAUUUCUUGGCAUGUUUCCUGCCAAAUUCUCAUUACUGCAAUGCUUCCAGAUGCAUUUUUUUUGUAAUUCAUAGUUUUCAUUGAUAUAGUAAAUGUUACUCUAGUAGAUGUAUACUUUAUUUUAAGUAUACAUUAAAGCAGUAUUAAUACAUUAUGGUAGUAUAUUAUAAUUCACAAAUUGACAAUAUGGGUAAAUUUGUGAUAUUACAAUGCAAAAAAUCACAAUGGUCUUUAAAUUGACUUAUUCGUCUAUACAGUAUAUUUUUUUAUUUCUUUUAUUUAAUCUUAUGGAAAAAAUGACUGAGACAUUCCUUAUAAUUCAAUGAAAGUCAGUCUAUUAGAAUUUCAGGAAAUUUGGUUUUCUCAUAUAAAAACUCUCAAACUAAAACAGUUGGGUUUGGAAGCAACAAGUAUAGAUUGCAAUACCUGUAUUUAUACCCUGCAGUAUUAUUGAUAUUUGUAGAUGUGUGCUAAUGUGUGUCAGCAUUUGCCAUUUGGUAAUUUAUGUCUUCACCAUAAGCCACUGUUUUAUUUAAACUUGUCAGUAACACUUAUGAAAGGCCUGAUAAAAUUGUCUUUCAGUUUCAAUAAAUAUUUCAUUUUGCACUUUA
This is a messenger RNA of Paramisgurnus dabryanus, 1891 nucleotides long. RefSeq names its product Src like adaptor 1a (gene sla1a). The record is from RefSeq and is a predicted model, not a curated record. NCBI's taxonomy places the organism in Eukaryota, Metazoa, Chordata, Actinopteri, Cypriniformes, Cobitidae.